CUCUGAUUUUCGAGAACAGAAUCAAGGGAUAUCGACAGAAAGUUUCUAGUUUUCAAAGCUUGGAUUGCUCCUGCCUAUCCUUGCAAGGUUUAGAGGGCUUUCACGAUGUCAAUCGGUAUCCCAGUGAAGCUCCUUCACGAGGCCGUGGGCCAUAUCAUCACCUGCGAGACAAUGUCGGGUGAGGUGUACCGUGGCAAGCUACUGGAUGCUGAGGACAAUAUGAAUAUCCAGAUGCACAGCAUUACGAUGACUGCCCGCAACGGCCAGGUCACACAACUGGAGCAGGUGUUCCUCCGCGGCAGCAAGAUCCGCUUCUUUAUCUUGCCCGACAUGCUUAAGAAUGCGCCUAUGUUCAAGCGCCAGCAGAAGGGCGCAACGUCGUCCGUUGGCAGAGGAAAGUCAGCCAUUCUCAGAGCGCAAGCUGCUGCGGCGAGACAGCGCGGGCGCAAUGCCAUCGAGGAGAAAAAGAGAGCCGGCAUCUACCCAAGACGCCGGUGAUUCUACUCCUCUGCGUUCGUGUGUGUGUGCGUGUGCGUGUGUGUUCAGUAUGUUCCAUUCACGGCAUUGGCUGGCGGUUGUCCUGUGGCUUCUCCCGCCCCCAGCAAUCCCAGUCUCUUCUACUUCCUUCUUUCUUUCUGUUGGCUUUUUUAUAUGCCUCGCAUUUGCCCCCUUGGAUGUCUUGACAAACACAUACAUAGCGGUCGGAUUAGCGGGUGUACAAUGUCAUUCUGCCAUCAUCAUAAUCCUCUGUCGUUAAACUUCCUUUCCUUGCUUGUUUCUCUGGCCUGGUCUUGUUCGCAUCGUCAUUGUCCAUAGUUGUCCAUUUUCUGGUUUGUUCGAAUACGUGUUAGACUGCUUUUUUUGCACAUAAUGAAUUUUAUGCAUUCUUCUCGUUAUUGUGGUAUGCAAUGGUGAUGGUCACUGCUGGUGUUUGGUGACGUACAA
Messenger RNA from Sycon ciliatum, 945 nucleotides. RefSeq names its product small nuclear ribonucleoprotein Sm D3-like. Gene Ontology annotation, biological process: spliceosomal snRNP assembly; RNA processing. Gene Ontology annotation, molecular function: RNA binding. NCBI's taxonomy places the organism in Eukaryota, Metazoa, Porifera, Calcarea, Leucosolenida, Sycettidae. The transcript is spliced from 2 exons. The coding region runs from base 106 to 498 and encodes 130 amino acids. The record is from RefSeq and is a predicted model, not a curated record. Gene Ontology annotation, cellular component: catalytic step 2 spliceosome; SMN-Sm protein complex; precatalytic spliceosome.